AUGGGCAAACUCUACGAAAUCGUGACGUUCAAGACCAUUGAUGGCAACUUUAUACGGGGCAGACUUUACCCAGCCGCUCAGCGAGGACCUGCCGUAAUUCUUACACCUGGCUAUAACGGGGUAGUGGUGAACUUUCCCCCGGGUGUACCGGAAGAAUUUCAAAAAGCAGGCAUCACCGCACUUGUGUACGAUCCGCGGAACACAGGCAAAAGUGGCGGUUUCCCUCGAAACGAUAUUGACCCUUUCAAGCAAGCAGAAGACUACUCAGAUGCGUUCACAUUCCUCAGCAAGCAACCCAUAGUGAAUCCUGAAGCCAUCGUAUUUUGGGGUCUUUCGCUAUCAGCUGGCAUCGCGUUGUCGAAUGCAGCAAUCGACCGGCGGAUCGCUGCAGUCAUUGCAAUAGCUCCAGUUUUCGAAUAUAGUCCUAUAAAGCCUUCGGAUGCGCAGAAACUGAAGUACAAGCUGAUGAAGGAUCGGGAGUCGCAGGUCAAUCAUGGAACUCCCCCCUACAUCCUUCCGAUUCUGGAGUCCGUGGCAUUCCUUCCCUUCAACUCCCACGUCAGCACCACCGAUGAAGAGCGGAGAAAGGAAGAGGACGAAUAUCACCGCCACCUAGCAAAUCAGUGGAAAGAAGAAGCUGGCGAAGACGCCGUCUUUGAUCCUGCGCUAACGCACAAUGCAUACGGUACGACAAUACAGUCAUAUCACCGGAUGUUCUUGUGGGAACCCAUACCUCUGGCGAUGGUUAAACACGUCAGCCCUACACCCUUGAUGAUCUUAACUCCCGAGUUGGACCAGAUUUCUGACCCCGCCCAUCAGACAGCGGUCUUCGAAUCACUACAAGGGCCAAAGCGACAAAUGAUUGCACCUGGAAGGGAGCACCUUUAUGUGUUAAAUGGGCCUAACAUGCCAGUCUUGGUGAAAUGGCAGACAGAGUUCAUUUGGCAGGUGGUCAGAGGACGCUUCAAAAGUCUUCCUGGAAAGACCGAAACGGAGAAUUCCAUUAGUGUCACCGUUAAUGGGGUCAAUGCAGCUAGUGCAUGA
Rhinocladiella mackenziei CBS 650.93 is the source of this 1044-nucleotide messenger RNA. RefSeq lists its product as uncharacterized. The record is from RefSeq and is a predicted model, not a curated record. Bases 1 to 1044 code for a protein of 347 amino acids. The transcript has 2 exons. Lineage: Eukaryota; Fungi; Ascomycota; Eurotiomycetes; Chaetothyriales; Herpotrichiellaceae.